Puma concolor (puma) is the source of this 2601-nucleotide messenger RNA. It is a transcript of the gene LDLR, whose product is annotated as low density lipoprotein receptor. Gene Ontology annotation, cellular component: signaling receptor complex; apical plasma membrane; plasma membrane. Gene Ontology annotation, biological process: receptor-mediated endocytosis. Lineage: Eukaryota; Metazoa; Chordata; Mammalia; Carnivora; Felidae. Gene Ontology annotation, molecular function: protein binding; calcium ion binding; hormone binding. The record is from RefSeq and is a predicted model, not a curated record.
AUGAGGGCCGCGGGCUGGGGGCUGAACUGGGCCGCCGCCCUGUUCCUCGCAGCGGUGGGGACGGCAGUGGCGGACAAAUGUGGGAGAAACGAGUUCCAGUGCCAAGAUGGAAAGUGCAUCUCCUACAAGUGGGUUUGUGACGGGAGCGCCGAGUGCCUGGAUGCCUCAGAUGAGUCCCAGGAGACCUGCAUGUCUGUCACCUGCAAGCUGGGGGACUUCAGCUGUGGGGGCCGUGUCAACCGCUGCAUCCCUGAGUUCUGGAGAUGUGACGGCCAGGUGGACUGCGAGAAUGGCUCAGACGAGCAAGGCUGUCUGCCCAAGACGUGUGCCCAGGAUGAGUUCCGCUGCCAGGACGGGAAGUGCAUCUCCCUGGAGUUCGUCUGUGAUUCGGACCGCGACUGCUUAGACGGGUCCGAUGAGGCAUCCUGCCCCAUGCCCACCUGCAGCCCCGCCCACUUCCAGUGCAACAACUCCGCCUGCAUCCCCGAGCUGUGGGCGUGUGACGGUGACCCGGACUGCAAGGAUGGCUCAGAUGAGUGGCCGCAGCGCUGCGGGGGCCGCAACAUGUCGGCCCCACAAGGGGACGACAACCCCUGCUCAGCGCUGGAGUUUCACUGCCACAGUGGCGAGUGCAUCCACUCGAGCUGGCGCUGUGACGGCGGCCCUGACUGCAAGGACAAGUCUGACGAGGAGAACUGCGCUGUCGCCACGUGCCGACCUGAUGAGUUCCAGUGCUCGGAUGGGACCUGUAUCCAUGGCAGCCGGCAGUGCGACCGGGAAUAUGACUGUAAGGACAUGAGCGACGAGCUUGGCUGCAUCAAUGUGACGCUGUGCGAGGGGCCCAACAAGUUCAAGUGCCACAGCGGCGAAUGCAUCACCCUGGACAAAGUGUGCAACUCGGUCCGGGACUGUCGGGACUGGUCGGACGAGCCUCUGAAGGAGUGCGAGACCAACGAGUGUCUGGACAACAGGGGCGGCUGCUCCCACAUCUGCAACGACCUCAAGAUCGGCUAUGAGUGCUUGUGCCCCGAGGGCUUCCAGCUGGUGGACCAGCGAAGAUGUGAAGAUAUCGAUGAGUGUCAGGAUCCCGACGUGUGCAGCCAGCUCUGCGUGAACCUCGAGGGCAGCUACAAGUGCGAGUGCGAGGCGGGUUUCCAGCUGGACCCCCUCACCAAGGCCUGCAAGGCUGUGGGCACUAUCGCCUACCUGUUUUUCACCAACCGCCACGAGGUGAGGAAGAUGACCCUGGACCGCAGCGAAUACACCAGCCUCAUCCCAAACUUGAAGAACGUGGUCGCCCUGGACACCGAGGUGGCCAGCAACAGAAUAUACUGGUCCGACCUGUCCCAAAGGAAGAUCUACAGCGCCCAAAUCGACAGAGCCCCCGGCUUCUCCUCCUAUGACACCGUCGUCAGCGAGGACCUCCAGGCCCCCGAUGGGCUGGCGGUGGACUGGAUCCACAGCAACAUAUACUGGACAGACUCCAUCCUGGGCACCGUCUCCGUGGCCGACACCAAGGGUGUGAAGAGAAAGACGCUCUUCAAGGAGAAAGGCUCUAAGCCACGUGCCAUCGUGGUGGAUCCCGUUCACGGCUUCAUGUACUGGACGGAUUGGGGAACCCCCGCCGAGAUCAAGAAGGGGGGUCUGAACGGCGUCGAUGUUUACUCGCUAGUGACGGAGGACAUCCAGUGGCCCAAUGGCAUCACCCUGGAUCUUUCUGGUGGCCGCCUCUACUGGGUUGACUCCAAGCUCCACUCCAUCUCGAGCAUUGAUGUCAACGGGGGGAACCGGAAGACCGUUUUGGAGGAUGAGAAAAAGCUGGCACACCCCUUCUCCUUGGCCAUCUUUGAGGAUAAAGUAUUUUGGACGGACAUCAUCAACGAAGCCAUUUUCAGUGCCAACCGCCUCACCGGCUCAGACAUUAAUCUGCUAGCAGAAAACCUGUUGUCCCCGGAGGACAUUGUCCUUUUUCACAACCUCACACAGCCAAGAGGGGUGAACUGGUGUGAGAGGACGGCCCUCCGCAACGGUGGCUGCCAGUACCUGUGUCUCCCGGCCCCACAGAUCAACCCCCACUCACCCAAGUUCACCUGUGCCUGCCCGGAUGGCAUGCUGCUGGCCAAGGACAUGAGGAGCUGCCUCAUAGAGCCCGAACCUGUCGUGACCCCCCGGGCGACCUCCACGGUCACGGUCAGGCCAACGGUGCGCUCCACAGCCGUGAGGACGACAGUGCGCCCCCCAACCGCGGGGCCAAAGCACACAGCCGGCCCGUGGUCCGUGGCCAGCCCUGAGUUCACCACGCCUGAGAUGGUGACAGUGUCCCACCAAGCCCUGGGCGACGCUGCCAGCAGAGGAGACGAGGAGAGACCGAGGAGCGUGGGGGCCCUGUACGUCAUCCUCCCCAUCGUGCUGCUCAUCCUCCUGGGCUUCGGGACCUUCCUUCUCUGGAAGAACUGGCGGCUGAAAAGCAUCAACAGCAUCAACUUUGACAACCCCGUGUACCAGAAGACCACGGAGGACGAGGUCCACAUCUGCUGCAGCCAGGACGGCUACACCUACCCUUCGAGACAGAUGGUCAGCCUGGAGGACGAUGUGGCCUGA